Molecule: messenger RNA, 3370 nt
Organism: Maylandia zebra (zebra mbuna)
Lineage: Eukaryota; Metazoa; Chordata; Actinopteri; Cichliformes; Cichlidae
Gene: adam19a
Product: ADAM metallopeptidase domain 19a
Biological process (GO): proteolysis
Molecular function (GO): metalloendopeptidase activity
Source: RefSeq, a predicted model, not a curated record
UGAGUCUGUGAGGGAGGCACAGUUGAAGAACGCUGGCAGUGUCGAGGGUCACAGGAAUGUAUAGUAAACACAGGCAGAAAAAUACUCACACAUCCCCGGCACAGUGUGGACGUGUGCUCGCUCUUCUUUGUUUCUUGGUGCUGAACGGCGCAGUGGAAGGAGCCCCCAGACACGGAGAGCGAGGACUGCAGCAGGGAAGGACCGUGAUGGUGGAAUGGAUUUCUCCAAGUCAAACGAAGAGGCAUACAGAACCUGCCACAAAGGAGGAAUAUCCAGUCAGAGGAAAGAUCUUGCUCUCGUCCAGUGAUCUCCAGCUGGUGCUACAAGUGGAACAUAAUCAUGAGCUUUUGGGUCAAGACUUUACAGAGACAUACUACACAGAGGAUGGGAAACCUGUUACUCUUACUAAUCACAAUUACACUGAUCAUUGCUUUUACCAUGGCCAUGUAAGAAAACAUCCAGAUUCCUGGGUUGCACUCCGCACAUGCUCAGGAUUCAGAGGGCUGAUAUCACUGAAUUCUAGUGACACCUACUACCUGGAGCCAAUCAGCAGUGUAGAUCCAGUCUACCACUCACUGUUGAGUACCAUGAAGCUGCCAAUUAAGGGUGGAAGCUGCUACCACACGCAUCACACCACACAGCCCAACCUUUUCUCUAAUCUGCUCUCAUCAUUUCAUUCAAGGGUUAAAAGGAAUACCUUGGGUACGACUAAGUACAUCGAACUGUACAUUGUGGCGGAUAAUACAUUGUUUCAACGGCAGAAUCAAGAUUAUGAAAAGACUAAGGCGAGGAUAAUGGAAAUUGCUAAUUAUGUGGAUAAGUUCUACAGGGCUCUGAACAUCCGUGUGCCUCUCAUUGGUCUGGAGGUUUGGACUAAAAGAGAUCAGUGCAUCAUCACCGAGGAGCCAAAUGCAACCCUUUGGUCCUUCCUCCAAUGGAGACAGAAGCUAAAAUCACGCAAGAAGCAUGACAAUGCCCAGUUGCUUACGGGUGUGACAUUCAAGGGGACAACUAUCGGCAUGGCACCACUGGAGGGGAUGUGCAGCCUGGAAAACUCUGGAGGCAUCAAUGUGGACCACUCAGAGCUGUCCAUUGGUGCUGCAGCCACCAUGGCCCACGAGAUUGGCCACAACUUUGGGAUGAGCCAUGACCAUGACAGCUGCUGUGUGGAGGCCACUGCCGAUCAAGGAGGCUGUGUGAUGGCCGCUGCCACCGGGCACCCAUUCCCUCGAGUCUUCAGUUACUGCAGCAAACGCGAUUUGGACCGCUAUUUCCAGAAGGGAGGGGGCAUGUGCUUAUAUAACAUUCCCAACAUGAACGAUCUGGUGGGGGGCAAGAAGUGUGGCAACGGCUUUGUGGAGGACGGAGAAGAGUGUGAUUGUGGAGAACCAGAUGAAUGUGAAAACGACUGCUGCAAUCCCAAUAACUGUACCUUGAAGGAGGCGGUCCAGUGUGCCCAUGGAAUGUGCUGCGAGGGGUGCAAAUUGAAGCAGGCGGGUACCAUGUGCCGGCGCCCAGCAGGAGCAUGUGACCUUCCAGAAUACUGCACUGGGGCUUCUCCUUACUGCCCUGCCAACGUUUACCUGCUGGAUGGCUCCUCUUGUCAAUACGGAAUGGCCUACUGCUACAAUGGCAUGUGCCUCACCCAUGAACAGCAGUGCUUGCAGCUCUGGGGCUACGGAGCUCAACCGGCCCACGAUGUCUGCUUUGAAGAUGUCAAUGCAGCAGGAAAUGAUUUUGGAAAUUGUGGGAAAGAUGAAUAUGGCACCUAUGUGAAGUGUAAGAAAAGCGAUGCCAAGUGUGGGAAGAUUCAGUGCCACAGUGCUGCCACAAAGCCAAAAGGCACCAAUGCUGUGUCAAUUGACACUACCAUCAAGACUGGAGGAACAGAGGUGAAAUGUCGUGGCACAUACGUCUACAGCACCCAGGAUGGCCAGGGUGACCUGCCUGACCCGGGUCUUGUCAUGACCGGCACCAAGUGCGGAGAGGGCAAGGUGUGCAGAGACCGCAGAUGCCAAAAUGCCUCUUUUACUGAGUUAGAGACUUGCCUUGCACGCUGUCACAACAAUGGGGUGUGUAACAGCAAUGGGAACUGCCACUGUAAUCAAGGCUGGGCACCACCCUUCUGUGAGAAGCCAGGACUUGGUGGCAGUGUGGACAGUGGGCCGGUUCAGUAUGGCAGUCAGGUGGGGCUGGUGGCUGGACUGUUGUUUGCCUUCUUGGUGGUUUUACCUGCAGUGCUGCUGGUCUUCUACUGCCACAGGAUCAAGACGUCUUAUUACCAUAAGUGGCUUUCCCAAAGAAAAAAGAACACAUGCAAGAAGAUGGAGGGAUCAGCAGAUAAGCGAAAGAAUGGCCAUCUUAAUCCUGCCUUUCACCUGAAAGUUGUAGGACCAAUCAACACAGUUAAUGGCCACAAGGGGAUUUCUCACACCAGCAAAGAGGUCCCAUCUCUUAGACCAGGCCCAAAUGGCACCCACCCAGUCAACAUAGUGCGACCUCUGAGACCUGCCUCAUUUGCCAAGGGUGGUCCACGGACUCUUCCAACUGGCAAGCAUCCAGUAGCACCACCCAAAUCCCCAUCAACACCUCAGAGACUGAGCCCGCCACAGAAACCUCUACCCCUUACUCCAGCACGAUCUCCCCUGUUGGUGUCUGAGCUGCAGCCCACACCCAAAUUCCCUCCUCAGAGGCCUCUCCCCUUGAGCCCUACCAGAGCAGUCUCCCCCCAAGUGAGUCCAGUCCCGACCUCACUCUCCAAAGCCCCUCCAGGCCUACUGGUCAUGAUGCCCUCAGCAGCAGGACCGAAACCUGUGGGCAAAGUCUCUGCCAUCCCACCUUUGAGAGCUAUCAGACCGGUUCCAGGCACCAAAUUAAACACAGCUUCACAUCCAGCAUGAAAAUGAUCUUCUUCUGGCCUCUCCUCUCUGUUUUGAGGUGGCAGUAGCUGACAGCCUAUUUGCACUAAAGAGACUUUGGCUGUUGAACCACAGAGAUCUCACAGAAGUUAGAGGAGAACAAAACACAAAACUGAAAAUGGAGAGACAGAGGAGCAAACUAACUUAACCACAAUGAUUAAGUGGUCAAGUGGUUGUGCAAAUAGGCCUUGCAGACUAACACAAGUGUAAUUGUUGGGGGAUGGUCAAAUUUACCCAGUUAAUUUUUAGGGUUUUGUUUUGUUUUUGCUAAUGUCCAUCUAUAAAAAUGCAUUUUGUACUGACUUAUGUUUUGUUUACAGUUUGUUUCGUGUCACGUGGUAUGAUUUAUUAUAUCCACCAAAGAGAUCUCGUCAUUCCUGAGUAGGGAUGGGUACCGGUAUCACAUAAACGGUAAUAACCAGACCGAAAAGCAGCGCACAUUUCGGUGCUUU